Molecule: messenger RNA, 3068 nt
Organism: Lycium barbarum (goji berry)
Lineage: Eukaryota; Viridiplantae; Streptophyta; Magnoliopsida; Solanales; Solanaceae
Product: peroxisomal fatty acid beta-oxidation multifunctional protein AIM1-like
Exons: 18
Coding region: 257-2461 (734 amino acids)
Biological process (GO): fatty acid beta-oxidation
Cellular component (GO): peroxisome
Molecular function (GO): NAD+ binding; (3S)-3-hydroxyacyl-CoA dehydrogenase (NAD+) activity
Source: RefSeq, a predicted model, not a curated record
UCCGUGUACACAUUUUCAGACAUUUUCUUUCCUCACACACACCUCUACAUCAAUCAACAUAACUCUCUCCGAUUUAAAUUAUGUGUCUUAAUUAUAUGUCAAAAGGAGGGUGUAUAUAAAUUACCCCUACUAUCAAACUUGCUUAUUUAAAUUGCCUUGCUCCUUUCUCUUUAGAGAUCCCGAAAACACAUCUUGCUUAUUUAAAUUGCCUUGCUCUUUUCUCUUAGAGAUCGCGAAAACACUUCAUUUGUAGAAAAUGGGGGGAGUUAAGGUGACGAUGGAGGUGGGAACCGACGGCGUGGCUGUCAUCACCAUCUUUAAUCCUCCGGUGAACGCUUUAGCUAUUCCAAUUAUUGCUGGAUUGAAGGACAGGUGGACUGAAGCCACGACGAGAAACGAUGUUAAAGCUAUUGUUUUGACUGGAAAUGGAGGGAGAUUUUCUGGUGGUUUUGAUAUCAAUGUUUUUCAGAAGGUUCAUGGGACUGGGGAUAUUUCUCAAAUGCCUGAUGUUUCUGUUGAUCUUGUGGUCAACACGAUGGAAGAUGGUAAAAAGCCUGCAGUUGCUGCCAUAGAAGGACUUGCACUCGGAGGUGGUUUAGAAUUGGCAUUGGGAUGCCAUGCACGAAUUGCUGCACCACGAGCACAACUGGGGUUGCCAGAGCUCAGUCUUGGAGUCAUGCCUGGCUUCGGAGGUACACAGCGUCUUCCAAGGCUUAUAGGGUUGUCUAAAGCUGUUGAAAUGAUGAUGACAUCUAAACCAUUAAUGUCGGAGGAAGGGAAGAAGCUUGGCCUUAUUGAUGCGAUUGUCCCUUCAUCAGAGUUGUUAAAAGUAUCUAGACAGUGGGCACUUGAUAUUGCCGAAAGGCGCAAGCCUUGGAUGCGUUCCCUUCACAAGACAGACAAGAUUGGUUCCCUGCCAGAUGCGCGUGAAGUACUGAAGGUGGCUAGGGAACAAGUGAAACAGACAGCUAAGAAUAUGCCUCAGCACUUGGCAUGCAUUGAUGUAAUUGAAGAAGGCAUCAUCCAUGGAGGAUAUAGUGGGGUUCUCAAAGAAGCUAAGGUAUUCAAGGACCUUGUAUUGUCAGAUACAUCAAAGGGCCUUGUUCAUGUUUUUUUUGCCCAACGGGCAACAUCGAAGGUACCUAACGUCACUGAUAUUGGCCUCAAACCUAGGACAGUCAAGAAAGUUGCUGUAAUAGGUGGAGGUUUAAUGGGUUCUGGCAUAGCAACAGCCCUUGCUCUUAGCAACACGUUUGUCGUACUUAAGGAAAUUACUUCUGAGUAUCUUCAGAAGGGGAUGAAAGCUAUUGAAGAAACUUAUGGGGAUGUAUCUUAUAUGACAGCAAAUGUCAGCGGGCUGGUAACUAGAAAGAAAUUGCCACAGGACAAAGCAGAUAAAGCCCUUUCAAUGGUUAAAGGUGCUCUGGAUUAUUCAGAUUUUAAGGAUGUGGAUAUGGUCAUAGAGGCUGUUAUUGAAAAUGUUUCACUAAAACAGAAAAUAUUUAGCGAGAUUGAGAAGUUGUGCCCUCCACAUUGUAUUUUGGCAACUAACACAUCUACUAUCGACCUCAACAUUAUUGGAGAAAAUACCAUAUCCAAGGAUCGGAUUAUCGGGGCCCACUUUUUCAGUCCUGCUCACAUUAUGCCUUUACUGGAGAUAGUACGAACAGAGAAGACAUCCGCCCAAGCAAUUCUUGACCUUAUGGUUGUUGGCAAAGCAAUAAAGAAAGUACCUGUUGUGGUGGGAAAUUGUACUGGUUUUGCUGUCAAUAGAACCUUCUUUCCCUACUCCCAGGGUGCACAUGUUCUGGUCAAUCUAGGAGUGGAUGUCUACAGAAUUGAUGCGCAAAUCACCAGCUUUGGUCUCCCUAUGGGUCCCUUCCAGCUUCAGGAUUUAACAGGAUAUGGAGUGGCUGUUGCUGUGGGGAAAGAAUUUGGUUCAGCUUUUUCUGAUCGCAUAUUUAAGUCUCCAUUGAUCGACCUUCUUAUAAAAAGUGGUAGAAAUGGUAAAAACAAUGGAAAAGGCUACUAUAUUUACGAGAAGGGAAGGAAACCAAGACCCGAUUUUUCAGUGCUUCCAAUUAUUGAGGAAUCAAGAAGGCUCACCAACAUAAUGCCUGGAGGAAAGCCAAUAUCUGUCACUGACCAAGAAAUUGUUGAGAUGAUACUCUUUCCAGUUGUGAAUGAGGCAUGUCGUGUUUUGGAUGAAGGGAUAGUAGUCCGAGCCUCUGAUCUUGAUGUCGCAUCUGUACUUGGAAUGAGUUUCCCAUCUUACCGAGGUGGUAUCGUUUUCUGGGCUGACACUGUUGGUGCUGGCUAUAUCUAUAGAAGUCUUAAGAAGUGGUCAGAACUAUAUGGUAAUUUCUUCAAGCCCUCAAGGUUUUUGGAAGAGAGAGCAACAAAGGGCAUCCCCUUGAGUGCACCUGCUUCUACGUCUUCAGCUUCAAGGUCACGCAUGUAAGCAGUGUGCACCUAGUGUUGGAAACAGGAUGUAAUUGAAAUAUAGAAAGGUGUCAUGCGUGUAGCAGUGCAUGUAUAAUGUGUUUAACAUUUCCGUGGCUCCUAAUAAAGCUUAUUUCAAGUUAAUUAAGUGAAAUUCACCAACUUUAUUUAUUCCUUCCACCACUCCCCCACUUUGCAAAGAAGGGGUAUGUUUAUUGGAUAAACCUGAUGCAAACAGAACAGUUUUUCAAAAGAUGUCCAUUAGCUUCGUAGGCACUGCUUCAUAUGCUGGAUUUAAUGUAUUACCCCAUAAAUCCUGAAUUUAACACUCUUUUGGGGUAUCUUGUGAAAAAUGUGUGAGGAAGCGGAUGGAGUCGAAAGAGAGAAUAGUGCUAUUAUGCAACAUUUAAAAUCAGAUAACUUAUCUGGAUGUAAUUGUUAACUUUUGUUAAGCCCUGUUCGUUGUGUGUUAUCCUUUCUCUUCGUAGUAGGCUUUGCACCAUUUGGUUAAUGAAAUACUCAGGUCAUACACAUUGAUGUACUUUUAAGACUCGUAAUCCUAAUGGUUUUGAUUGCACUUUGACAGUAUAAAUCAUUCAGGUCAAUUUAUCACUUUUGUUUGGUCA